Messenger RNA from Miscanthus lutarioriparius, 2409 nucleotides. The record is from the annotation of a GenBank genome assembly. Lineage: Eukaryota; Viridiplantae; Streptophyta; Magnoliopsida; Poales; Poaceae.
AUGGCGUCGCCAGACGAUCCCGUGCUCGCCGCUUGCAAGCACAAAUUGAGCCACUUCAGAAUAAAAGAGCUCAAGGAUGUCCUGGAUCAGCUUGGACUCUCAAAGCAAGGAAAGAAGCAGGAUCUAGUGGACAGAGUUAUGGCAGUAUUGAUCAGUCAGCAAGAUCAAGCCUCAGAAACGAAUGGUUUACCAAAAGCAAAAAUGGUGGUGAAAAUAGUGGAGGACACUUUUAGAAAAAUGCAAGAGCCUACAAAUACUGUAACACCCUCAAGGAGCCACGGAUCAGGACACGGUGUUAAGCAUAAAAAGAAACCAGAUGAGUCUGCUCAGGCAGUUAAGGUUCGUUGCCCUUGUGGUGACUCCAAGUCAAAUGAUUCCAUGAUUAAGUGUAUUGAUCCACAAUGCAACAUAUGGCAACAUGUUGGCUGUGUUAUCAUACCCGAUGCUGAGAAGUCUGCAGACAAUAUUUCUCCUGAAUUACCUUCCUGCUUUUAUUGUGAAGUGUGCCGACUUAGCAGGGCUGAUCCUUUUUGGGUCACCGUGAACCAUCUGUUACUCCCUGUCUUAAUAGGACCCUCUACCGUAGCAGCAGACGGGUCAUAUACUGUACAGUAUACCGCAAAAAGCUUUCAGCUUUCAAGAGCUAAUAGAGAAAUGCUACAGCAAGCUGAAUGCGAUGUUCAGGUUUGGUGUAUCCUUCUCAGUGACAAAGUACCUUUUAGGAUGCACUGGCCUUUACACUCUGACAUGCAAGUUAAUGGUAUUUAUGUUAGGGUGGUUAACAGGCAACCCCAACAAAAGUUAGGGGCCAAUGGUAGAGACGAUGGUCCACUAUUAACAGAUUACCUGAAGGAGGGACCUAACAAGAUUUCUCUAUCGAGAAAUGACUCUCGUACUUUCUGUUUGGGUAUCAGAAUUGCCAAGAGGAGAUCUCUAGAACAGGUCCUAAAUUUGGUGCCAAAGGAACAAGAUGGUGAAAAUUUUGAUGAUGCCCUUGCUCGUGUGCGUCGCUGUGUUGGUGGUGGAGCUGAGGCAAAUAAUGCAGACAGUGAUAGUGAUAUCGAAGUUGUGGCUGAUUCUGUCUCCGUGAAUCUUCGGUGCCCUAUGACUGCUUCAAGGAUCCAGAUUGCUGGUAGGUUCAAGCCCUGUGCUCACAUGGGUUGUUUUGAUUUAGAAGCUUUUAUUGAAAUAAACCAACGUUCCAGGAAGUGGCAAUGUCCAAUUUGCCUGAAGAAUUACUCUCUAGAGAACAUAAUAAUUGAUCCUUACUUCAAUCGCAUCACUUCUUUGAUCAAAAGUUGCGGAGAUGAUACGUCUGAAAUUGAUGUCAAGCCUGAUGAUACAGCAGCCAAAUCUGAAAUUUGCAUUGUAAAGCAUGAGGUUAAAGAAGAGCUGCUGUCUGAGGAGGUCGGAUGUCUUAAGUUGGGACUUAGGAAAAAAAGCAACGGCCAGUGGGAAAUUAGCAAGAUAGGGGAUGCUGAUCUGGUGCCGUCUUCUGGUAAUGACCAUUCAAGAUACAAUGAAAACAAAAAGUGCAUCACUCUCUCAAGCAAUAUUGGUGAUACAAACAUUGCAAAUGAAGGUUAUAAUUUAGAGCCAGCAACAAAUGGUGAUCCUACAACCGAUGUCCAUGAUCUUGAUUCUUCAUCCUCAGAUCAGAAUGGUCCUCCAGCAUCAACAGGGCAGGAUAUAAUAGUUUUGAGUGACUCAGAUGAUGAUGAUGUCAUGGUGUUGUCUCCUGGUGCUGUGAACUGUGGCUCGACGCAUGACACUGGAAAUCUGUUUCCACUCAACACACCUGAAAAUUUAGGAGUGUGUAGCGAACAAACUGGUGUAUGCCCAAAGGAAAGCUCAUUUGUUGCAUUAAGAGAAGGUUUUGGUGACCUGGGAUUGUCCUUUUGGGAAUGUCCUGGGAGUCCCCGAGAUGAUCCUACUUCCCAGAUACUUGAUACCAGUACAAAGGCGACAGAUAAUCCAGGUGAAGUGGAAAACUACCCUGCCAAUGAUCAACCUAAGCAAGGCCCAGUUUCUGGGGCGGUAGCAGCAAACCCGGUGCCAGUGGAAGAUGGACAUGAUAGCGCAUUGCAACCUUGUUCAUCAAAUGAAAGAGAUAGUGCCAUGGGUCUUGCUAACCUGGGAGCAGACACUCAAACAUGUGUUGAUGUCCAUUCUGACAAACAGACAGAUGCCAGCACUAGUGGCCCUGAUGAAGAUUUAACUACUGCCAAAAUUGCAUCUAAGAAAAGGAGCAAUCCUGGAGACAGAAUAACAGCUUUAGAUGGUUCACUUGUGGGAAGCUCAAACGAAGAUGAGCGCGCCGGAGAGAGAUGUGGUCCUUUCUCACCACCGCAGCAGCGGGGUUCAGUUCGACCAAGAUUGAUACUAGACAUUGCCUCAGAUUCUGAUUAG